Molecule: messenger RNA, 1711 nt
Organism: Ricinus communis (castor bean)
Lineage: Eukaryota; Viridiplantae; Streptophyta; Magnoliopsida; Malpighiales; Euphorbiaceae
Product: pentatricopeptide repeat-containing protein At3g18970
Exons: 2
Coding region: 305-1423 (372 amino acids)
Biological process (GO): RNA modification
Molecular function (GO): RNA binding; protein binding
Source: RefSeq, a predicted model, not a curated record
GAGGAACAAAUUUUGAUCAAAACUCCUCUGAAAUGCAAACUUCUUUCUUUGGUAGCUAGAGUUCAAAUUUCUAACUUGAGAACAAGAAGGCAGUAUUUCGAUUAAUAUGUGCCUCAUUAAACAGAACUAUCAUACAACAACGAACAAAGAUCUUUGGAUAUUCUUCCAUUUCUGUUUUAUGUCAAAGGCAAAAAAAUUUAGAUACUUGAAUGAAUAUGUAAUAGGCUUCCUUCCAAAUUCUAACCCUGAAAAUUCUGCACCUUUCAUAUGCUUUGUACCUCCAAUUCGUUAACUCGUUAAUCACAUGUACGAACUUCCAAGAAUCAGAUUGCCUUCAUUAUCAACUUUAUGGCUAGGAAGGCAAAUACAAUCUCAAGUUUUGAAAUUGGGGUUCAUGUCAAAUAUCCUGUUGCCAACUACCUUAAUUCAUUUCUAUGCAAAUAAUAAGUAUGUUACUUCAGCGAGAAAAGUGUUUGAUGAAAUGUCGAAGAGAAGUGUCGUUACUUGGAAUGCAAUGAUAACAGGGUUUAGUUCACAGAGAGAAAAAGCUAAAGAUAGUGCCGUUGCUGCUCUAAUGUUGUUUAGAGAUAUGGUUGUUGAUGUUUGUGCGGAGAAACCGAAUGAUAUUACCAUGGUUUCUGUUCUUUCAGCUAGUUCUCAAUUGGGUGUGCUCGAGUGUGGGGCUUGUAUUCAUGGGUAUAUAGAGAAGACAAUAUGUGUACCUCAAAAUGAUAUCUUCAUUGGCACUGGUUUAGUUGAUAUGUACUCAAAGUGUGGGUGUCUAGAUAGUGCGGUGAAAUUUUUUGUGGAAAUGAAGUUAAAAAAUAAAUUAACUUGGACAGCAAUGGCAACUGGCUUGGCCAUUCAUGGGAAAGGGAAAGAAACAUUGGAGCUUUUGGAUGGUAUGGGAGCAUCUGGUAUUAAACCUAACGCUGUGACUUUCACUAGCUUGUUUUCAGCUUGUUGCCAUUCAGGCCUCGUAGAAGAGGGACUUCAUUUGUUUCACAAUAUGAAGGGAAAGUUCGGUAUUGAGCCUGGAAUACAGCAUUAUGGAUGCAUUGUUGAUCUCUUGGGCAAAGGGGGGCACCUAAAAGAAGCAUACGAGUUUAUAGCAGGGAUGCCAAUGGAGCCUGAUGCUAUCUUGUGGAGGUGUUUACUGAGUGCAUGUAAAGUUCAUGGGGAUGUUGUAAUGGGUGAGAAAGUGGCAAAGAUACUACUUCACUUGCAGCCAGAAAAGAAUUCUGUGGAAUCGGAUGAUAGCAGUGAGGAUUAUGUAGCCUUGUCAAAUGUUUAUGCUUCAGCUGAAAGGUGGGAGGAUGUUGAAAUUUUAAGAAAGGAAAUGAAGGUGAAGAGGCUAGAAACAAAACCUGGUGCCAGUUUAGUACAAGCCAUUGGUAAUCGCCUUUUGGAAGUAUUGGUAUAGAAUAAUAAAAAUUAGGAAAAUCUUGGUACGAGGCGCUUAAUUAUCAGAUUCGGUUCUGUACCACAAGAAAAGUGAAUAAUUGUAUUGGUUUUAAAUAAUAGAAGAUCGACAACUGGCAUCUAUUCAGGUGAUCUCUUGUACGUAGAAUCCAAAUUUGACCAUUGUUGGUAAAGAUCUUAUAAUUCAUCAUGUACAAAAGAUACUCCUGCUGAGCAAUUUCUUUGUGCUGUCACAGUUGGACAAGUAUAAGCUUAAUCACCUUUUGUAUGUGACCUUGUAUUUCUGCAU